Messenger RNA from Portunus trituberculatus (swimming crab), 3499 nucleotides. RefSeq names its product ATP-dependent RNA helicase DHX33-like. The record is from RefSeq and is a predicted model, not a curated record. The transcript has 4 exons. Bases 492 to 2639 code for a protein of 715 amino acids. Gene Ontology annotation, molecular function: RNA binding; ATP binding. Gene Ontology annotation, cellular component: nucleolus; intracellular anatomical structure. Gene Ontology annotation, biological process: positive regulation of transcription by RNA polymerase I. Lineage: Eukaryota; Metazoa; Arthropoda; Malacostraca; Decapoda; Portunidae.
UUAAGUUAUGUUAAGGUCACAAAGCAUUUCAUCACAGCUUGCAAUCCUAUAUGUUGCUCAUAGUCACUGCCACAUUGCAAAAGAUGAUCAUUUAAAUGCCACACGUAAGUCUUUAUUCAUGCUACCAUACUACAAAACAUGCUAACUUGACAAAUCUUUAAUUUAUUCCCUAGUACAAAAGAAAAAUUGAGAAAACAUAUUGUUACUCAGCAAAACUGACUUUAUUCUCCCCUUCCAAGUCCCUUUUCUUAUGUUCUUAUGUUCAGGUAAGGUUAUAUACAUUUAAUUACAGCCUGCAAUCCUUUACUUUCUUUUCAGUCACUCCACAUUGCAAAAGAUGAUAAUUUAAAUGCCACACUUAAGUCUCUAGUCAUGCUACUAUACUACAAAACACGCUAACUUGACAAAACUUAUUCCCUAGUACUAAACAAAACUUGAGGAAACAUAUCAUUACUCAGCAAAACAGUGACUUUAUUCUCCCUUUCCAGACAAUGGCAGGUUUCCAGGAGCCUCCCAUCAAGAAAGCAAAGAAUGACCGAACAGUUGACCUCAGUGCCAACACCUCACAGGCCCCGACACAGCCGAGCCCAAGCCAGGCAGCAAAUGGCCACACCAAGGCAAGGGAUGGCUUGGGGUCCUUCCAGAACCUCAAGCACAAGACCCCUAGCAAGGGAACACCUCAGAAAACCAAGAACCCUGAGCACUUGAGGAACCUUUUAGCACAGAGACACGCCCUGCCCAUCUUCCCUGCCCGGGCAAGACUUCUGGAGGAGCUGAGGAAGAACAACACUGUUAUCAUCAUUGGGGAGACCGGCAGUGGCAAGACAACACAGAUUCCACAGUACAUUCAUGAGGAGAGACUGGACCGCAAGGGUGGGAUCUGCGUCACACAGCCCCGGAGGGUGGCCGCCAUCUCCAUCGCCAAGCGUGUGGCCGAGGAAAUGGACACUAAUCUGGGCGGCCUGGUGGGGUACUCGGUGCGGUUCGAGGAGGCCAUCUGCCCUGCCACAAAAGUGAAAUACGUUACUGAUGGAAUGCUGCUGAGGGAAGCCAUCUCAGACCCUCUGCUCACCAGGUACAGCUGGAUCCUGCUGGACGAGGCUCACGAACGCACCAUAAACACAGACGUUCUCUUUGGGAUUGUGAAGGAUGCACAAAAAACCCGCAGGUCCUUGCCGGGCCAUGACCCGCUGCGGCUCCUCAUCAUGUCAGCCACCAUGGACGUGGACCACUUCAGCCAGUACUUUGGCAACUGCCCGGUGUUGUACGUGGAGGGCCGCCAGCACCCCAUAGAGAUGUUUUACGCCAAGAAGCAGCAGGAGGACUAUGUGAUGGCUGCCAUGACCACUGUGUUCCAGAUCCACCGUGAGGCACCACCACAGCACGACAUCCUGCUCUUCCUCACUGGCCAGGAGGAAAUUGACUCAGUGACAACAAACCUGCGCCAAAUAGCAAAGGACGGGAGCCUGGCGGAGUGCCCCAGGCUGCGGGUGUUGUCGCUGUACGCCGCCCUGCCUGCCCACCAGCAGCUGGAUGUCUUCAGGGCCACAGCAGAGGGUGAGAGGAAAGUCAUCGUGAGCACCAACAUUGCAGAGACCUCCAUCACCAUCCCAGGCAUCCGAUAUGUGAUAGACUGUGGGAGGGCAAAGGUCAGAACAUAUCACCCAGGCAGCGGGUUUGACGCUCUGAAGGUCAAGAAGAUAUCACAGGCCCAGGCGUGGCAGAGGGCUGGCCGAGCGGGGCGGGAGGCGUCUGGCAGCUGCUACAGAGCCUAUACCAGGGCAGAAUUUGAUGCAAUGAAUGUCAAUCCUACACCAGAAAUUCUACGGUCAAACUUGGCCAGUGUGAUGCUGCAGCUGCUGGCGAUGGGGAUAAAGAAUGUGGUGACCUUUGACUUUAUUGAUAAGCCAAGUGCCGAGCUUCUAGAGGCGGCAAUAGUGCAACUCUCCUUCCUCGACGCUGUUGUGAUAAAGUCUGACUCCCUUGAGCUAACAGAGGCCGGCAGGAAGAUGGCUCAGUUCCCCCUGGAGCCACGCUAUGCUAAGGUCAUUCUCUCAGGACCCGAACACGGAUGCACAGAGGAGGUGUUGUCAAUUAUUUCCAUGCUGUCGAGUGAGUCUAUUUUUGUGAACCCGGCUGGCAAGAAGGAGCAAGCAGCCAAUGCCAGGAGAAAGUUCACUUCAGUAGAGGGCGACCACAUCACACUGCUCAAGGUGUUCAGGGCAUUCAAGGCAGCCAAGAAGAACAAGAUGUGGUGUCACGAGAACUUCCUCAAUUUCCGCAACCUGCUGUACGCCACAGAAGUGCGGAAACAGCUGGUGCAGGUCUGUGAGAGGUGUGGAGUGGCUCUGACCUCAUGCCAACAGAAGACAGACUCAGUGCGGAGGUGUCUUGCCACGGGGCUCUUCACCAGCGUGGCCGAGCUGCAGCUGGAUGGGAAGUACCUCACACUGGACACCAAGCAAGAGGCAGCUUUGCACCCCACCUCAGCUUUGUUUGGGGGCAAGCCAGCAUAUGUCCUGUUCACUGAGCUGGUGCAGACAGGGAAGGCUUACAUGCAUCUCAACUCCAUCGUGGACCCCCAGUGGCUGCACGACAUUGCUCCCGAGUACUUCAGGAGGAAACACGUCAAGAGAUGAAGGAGGAGGAGCCUCAGGACAGGGUGAACUGCUUCAGACGGCAAGAUGUGAGGAAUGAGGUGAUGUUCAGUGAGAAAGUAAGGGAAGCUGCAAGAAGCCAUCAGGCCUACUUGUGACAGCUCCUUAUGUGAUGUGAACAGUGACAUGGACCAAAGAGAUGGACAUUCCUGGCUUGAAAAAAUAAGGGAAGCUGCAAGAAGCCAUCAGGUCUUCAUGUGGCAGAUUUUAAUAUGGGUUGUAAACAGUUGGUGAGAUGUUGGUGGCAAAGGAGAUUCUCACUAAUGCAUUGUGGUUUGAUGUCAAGAAGGAAAACUUGAGACCAAUGUAAUGAGGCAAGAUGCAAGAUGGUGGCCAAUAGGACUGACUGAGUGUGACUGACUGACAAGUUCAAAGCACUCUUACAAUAGAUGUGUGUGACAUGAAGAGUGAUACAGAUGUUAGGGAAUGAGUGGAAGGUGUGAGGUGCUGCAUGCUUUCCACUCUUCCACUCCUGAACACAAGUAAUGACAUCAAUUCAUACAAACACAGAUGCUUCUCUCACAUACUUUAUUUAACACCAUAAGAUAACUCUGCUGGAAUGUACAUAAAUAUACAGUAUAUAUAUAUAUAUAUGUGUGUGUCAAAGAUUUACCCUCAGUUCACGGCAACGACGGCUGUUCUUCGUGUCAACAGUCGGUGAACGCAAGGAGUUUACAAUGAAACGUGUUGUGUUCCAAAUUGUUCCUUUUUUACUACUGUACAACUAAUGGACUACCUACACAUAGUAGUAGUAGUAACAAUGUGCGUAUGUUAAUGACUCUGUGCCUUACUGUAAAUUUUUCAUCAAUAAAUAGAUCUUUGUAAAUAAAAGAAAGUUUCCA